This is a messenger RNA of Funneliformis caledonium, 599 nucleotides long. NCBI's taxonomy places the organism in Eukaryota, Fungi, Glomeromycota, Glomeromycetes, Glomerales, Glomeraceae. The record is from the annotation of a GenBank genome assembly.
AAGAACUUCAUGAGAAUGCACAUAUCGAUUAUGAUCGUGUAGCUAUUCAAUGGAACCCUUCAGUUGCUCAAUUAUAUGAGGAUGCUUUAAAAUAUGAAACUGGUUCUGCAAUUUCUUCAUCUGGUGCAUUGGUAACGGCUUCUGGUAUGAAAACUGGCCGUUCCCCAAAAGAUAAACGUAUUGUCGAAGAACCCGGCUCAUCCAAUGAUAUUUGGUGGGGACCUGUUAACACUAAAUUGCCAGAACACGUUUUCCUCAUCAAUCGAGAACGUGCGGUUGAUUACUUGAAUACUCGUUCACGUAUCUAUGUUUUUGACGGUUUUGCCGGAUGGGAUCCAAAAUAUCGUAUCAAGGUUCGUGUGGUUUCGGCUCGUGCCUACCACUCCUUGUUUAUGCGAAAUAUGUUAAUACGUCCCACCCCGGAGGAACUCGAAAAUUAUGGAACUCCCGAUUUCACUAUUUAUAACGCUGGUGCUUUCCCGGCAAAUCGUUACACAACUGGUAUGACGUCUACCACUUCAGUUGCAAUCAAUUUUCACAUGAACGAAAUGGUAAUUCUUGGAACCGAAUACGCUGGUGAAAUGAAAAAGGGAAUGUAA